Ruditapes philippinarum (Manila clam) is the source of this 1640-nucleotide messenger RNA. Its product is annotated as growth arrest and DNA damage-inducible protein GADD45 alpha-like. NCBI's taxonomy places the organism in Eukaryota, Metazoa, Mollusca, Bivalvia, Venerida, Veneridae. The record is from RefSeq and is a predicted model, not a curated record. Gene Ontology annotation, biological process: regulation of cell cycle. The transcript has 4 exons. The coding region runs from base 112 to 588 and encodes 158 amino acids. Gene Ontology annotation, cellular component: nucleus; cytoplasm.
AAAUCACAUGAGGGUUUGCCUUCCCGCAUUCCUUACUUUUCUACGAUACAGAACAGACGUGUUUAACAUUAUAGCAAGUUUUUAAGGUUUAAGUGAUUAUUUUGGAUAAAAAUGACGCUACCCGACAAAGAAGAAGUAAACAACAUGAAAAAUAAAAAGGUUGAAAAAACCUUAGGUGACACCUUGUCAAAGGUGAUGCGCAGGGCAAAAGCAGACGACAGAAUAACCAGCGGUGUAUUUGAGUGUGCAAGCUACUUGGAAAGCUUUCCAGAGUUGGUUAUGCUGUGCUUAAUGCCAGAAACAGCACCGGACGACAUUGCUGCAUCCAUACAGCAUAAAUUGAUAGAGGCAUACUGCUUGGAGAAUGACAUACAAGUUGCAAAGAUAAGCAACUGCGAGAAAUUCAUCUCACUGUUAGGUGACGAAUCACCACAACAGAAGUCUGCUAACGACAAACCAGUUAUGUCACCUUCUAUGGAUUGCUCAUGUGUGCUGAUUGGUUGGCCACCAAAAGAGAAAUCAAAUAAACAUGAAAAUAGAUUGAUGGAACAAAUUUGGCCAAAUCAGAUCAUCGACUUACCUGUUUGAUGUUGCAUUUAUGCAAUGUCCUACUGCAUCCCCCAAAACAGUUGGAAAAUACCAAAAAAAAAUAUGGUAAAUUCUUAAAAUAACCAAAAAAGUGAAACAGUGCCCGUCCCAGUGUAUAUAGACCUGGUUUAUCAUCAUCAUCAUCGGAAAAGCAUUAUGGGAACUCUUUUGAGGACCAGUGACUUACGAUGUAUCAUCCGGGUAUCUGGACAUCACAACAUCAUUAUCAUUAAUACUGUGUGGUUUAAGGUAGUCCAUUUGGACCUUUAACAUAGUUGACCAGUGAGUUCGUCCCUGGUCAACGUCAGACUGAACUGACCAGUGUUUCAUGCUAAUGUACAUUUUCAUGUGUUCUUUCAUUGUGUUACUUGGAAUUGAAGAUGGUGUUUAAGGGAGGAGAGACAAAUGUAUUGGAAAAAGAGAUACAAGACAUGAAAUAGAAAUCUUGUAAAAAGGAUGAAGUUGUAAAGAUGAUGAAAUCUAGCAAGAGAGAAAACAUUUUAAAGUUAAAGACUUUGAAUGACUCAGUUAAGUUUAAGACUUUGAAUGACUUUCAGUUAUUUCAUAAGCUAGUAUGGAUAUUGGAAAAUAUGUUGAGCAGAAAUGAAUUCUUAUAAUAAAUAAUAAGAGUUUUAUGGAAAAGAAAUUGUUUAUCUUAGUUAUAGAUUCAUUAUAUUAAGUGUAAUGCUUGCAUAUUUGUUCAGAAAAAAAAAACUAAAUAAAAAAAAAAUAAAAAAACAACAACAAAAAAAAAACAACGACAAAAAACAGAAAAGAAAAACAACGUUUUAGUUAUGUGGUUAUUUAUAUGUAAAAUGUUGUUUUCUGUAUUUUGAUUGCAUAUUGAUGUAACCAAAUGCUGAUUUUUAUAUUUCAAGUUCUGUUAUUGUUUCAUCCUUGUGUACUGUAAGAUGAAACUAGAUAUUAUUAAAAAUUGUAUUUAAAUGAUAUAAUUUCAUUUACUGACUUGUGUACGAAGAGAAUAGAAUUACAUAUUACUCCUUGUUAAUAUAGCCAGAAAUAAUAAAAUAAAAUUGAAUAUGUAAAUAUAA